Molecule: messenger RNA, 2731 nt
Organism: Ochotona curzoniae (black-lipped pika)
Lineage: Eukaryota; Metazoa; Chordata; Mammalia; Lagomorpha; Ochotonidae
Product: short transient receptor potential channel 2
Exons: 13
Coding region: 38-2731 (897 amino acids)
Biological process (GO): regulation of cytosolic calcium ion concentration; calcium ion transmembrane transport; manganese ion transport
Cellular component (GO): cation channel complex; membrane
Molecular function (GO): inositol 1,4,5 trisphosphate binding; store-operated calcium channel activity
Source: RefSeq, a predicted model, not a curated record
AGUCCUUCAGGCCCUGCGAUCGGAGGUGGGUGCAGCCAUGGACCCACUCACGCCUCAGCCCAACUGGACCGAGAUCGUGAAUAAGAAGCUCAAGUUCCCACCUUUACUCCUGGGGGCUAUCCAGGAGGGGCGACUGGGCCUUGUGCAGCAGCUGCUGGAGUCGGGGGCAGAGGCCGCUGGUGGUGGCCCGGGGGGCCCACUGCGCAAUGUGGAGGAGUCUGAGGACCGCUCCUGGAGGGAAGCCCUCAACCUGGCCAUCCGCCUGGGCCACGAGGCCAUCACUGAUGUGCUGCUGGCCAAUGUCAAGUUUGACUUCCGGCAGAUCCACGAAGCCCUGCUAGUGGCAGUGGACACCAACCAGCCGGCUGUGGUGCGUCGCCUGCUGGCCCGGCUGGAGCGGGAGAAGGGUCGCAAAGUGGACACCCGGUCUUUCUCCCUGGCUUUCUUUGAUUCAUCCAUUGAUGGCUCUCGCUUUGCACCCGGGGUCACUCCACUCACACUGGCCUGCCAGAAGGACCUGUACGAGAUUGCCCAGCUGCUCAUGGACCAGGGCCACACCAUUGCCCGGCCCCAUCCAGUUUCCUGUGCUUGCCUCGAGUGCAGCAAUGCCCGGCGCUACGACCUGCUGAAGUUCUCCCUGUCCCGUAUCAACACCUACCGCGGCAUCGCCAGCAGGGCCCACCUGUCACUCGCCAGUGAGGACGCCAUGCUGGCUGCCUUCCAGCUGAGCCGCGAGCUCAGGCGCCUGGCACGCAAGGAGCCUGAGUUUAAGCCUGAGUACAUUGCACUGGAGUCACUGUGCCAGGACUACGGCUUUGAGCUGCUGGGCAUGUGUCGGAACCAGAGCGAGGUCACAGCAGUGCUCAACGACCUGGGAGAGGACAGCGACGCAGAGCCCGAGGCCGAGGGCCUGGGCCAGGCCUUUGAGGAGGGCAUCCCCAACCUGGCGAGGCUGCGACUGGCUGUGAACUACAACCAGAAACGGUUUGUAGCACACCCCAUCUGCCAGCAAGUGCUGUCCUCCAUCUGGUGUGGGAACCUGGCCGGCUGGCGUGGAAGCACCACCAUCUGGAAGCUCUUUGUCGCCUUCCUCAUCUUCCUCACCAUGCCCUUCCUCUGCCUCGGCUACUGGCUGGCACCCAAGUCCCGGCUGGGCCGCCUGCUGAAGAUCCCAGUGCUGAAGUUCCUGCUGCACUCAGCCUCCUACCUGUGGUUCCUCAUCUUCCUGCUGGGAGAGUCCCUGGUCAUGGAGACGCAGCUGAGCACCUUCCGGGGCCGCAGCCAGAGCGUGUGGGAGACUUCGCUGCACAUGAUCUGGGUGGCAGGCUUCCUGUGGUUUGAGUGUAAGGAAGUGUGGAUCGAGGGCCUGCGCAGCUACCUCCUGGACUGGUGGAACUUCCUGGAUGUGGUCAUCCUGUCCCUGUACUUGGCAGCCUUCGCCUUGCGCCUCCUUCUGGCCGGCCUAGCCUACUUGCACUGCCGGGAGGCCUCUGAUGGGGCUGCCUGCCGCUACUUCACCUCAGCUGAGCGAGAUGAGUGGCGCACCGAGGACCCCCAGUUCUUGGCAGAGGUACUCUUUGCUGUCACCAGCAUGCUCAGCUUCACCCGCCUGGCCUACAUUCUGCCAGCCCACGAGUCGCUGGGCACCCUACAGAUCUCCAUCGGCAGGAUGAUCGAUGACAUGAUCCGGUUCAUGUUUAUCCUCAUGAUCAUCCUGACUGCCUUCCUCUGUGGCCUCAACAAUAUCUACGUGCCUUACCAGGAGACAGAACGGCUGGGCAACUUCAAUGAAACAUUCCAGUUCCUGUUCUGGACCAUGUUUGGCAUGGAGGAGCACAGUGUGGUGGACAUGCCCCAGUUUCUGGUGCCUGAAUUUGUGGGCCGGGCCCUUUACGGCAUCUUCACUAUUGUCAUGGUCAUCGUGCUGCUCAACAUGCUCAUUGCCAUGAUCACCAACUCCUUCCAGAAGAUUGAGGACGAUGCUGAUGUGGAGUGGAAGUUUGCUCGCUCCAAGCUCUACCUGUCCUACUUCCGCGAGGGCCUGACACUCCCUGUGCCCUUCAACAUCCUGCCCUCCCCCAAGGCCAUCUUCUACCUUCUCAGGAGAAUCCUCCAGUUCAUUUGCUGCUGCCGCUCUGGCUGCAAAGCCAAGAAGCCCGAGUACCCCCCGAUCCCAUCCUUUGCCAACCCCGGGGCAGGACCAGGGCCAGCAGAAGGCGAACGCGGCUCCUACCGCCUGCGUGUCAUCAAGGCUCUAGUCCAGCGCUACAUUGAGACUGCCCGGCGUGAGUUCGAGGAGACUCGGCGGAAAGACUUGGGCAACAGAUUGACGGAGCUGACCAAGACUGUGUCGCGGCUGCAGAGUGAGGUAGCUGGUGUACAGCGAGCCUUGGCAGAUGGGGGAACACGUCGGCCUCCUGAUGGUGCCAGCAUUCUCAGCCGGUACAUCACCCGGGUACGCAACAGCUUCCAGAACCUGGGACCCCCCAUCCCUGAGACCCCAGAGCUGACAAUGCCAGGGAUGAUGGACAUUCAGCCAUCUUCAGAAACUGGGCCUCAGGAUGCUGGCAGCCCGGCAGUUCCAGUUGCCCUGGAACCUGGCUCCUCCUCUCCAGCUCAUGUGCUGGUGCACAGGGAGCAGGAAGCCGAGGGGCCUGGGGACCUGCCCCUGGAGGAGGGUUUUGGGGCCAAAGAGGACACCCCAAACUGUGGCCUGACGCAGUGUGGCUGA